AUGGAAGUGGAAAUAAAAGAAUUCAGAAACGCUUCGUUAUCCAGUGGUCGCAAUGGAGCGACAGGAACAUUAAGAAAUGAAGAUUUUCGGCAGUUGCUGACAAAAAAACUAAUUCAAACAUCAGCAAAUACUAAUGUUGCACCUACGCAACCGACACAUUCGUUUAGUCACCGUCAGGCUUCAGAUACGAAAAGAAACCAAAUUUCUGUAACAAAAGCAAAGAAGCAAAAGGAACGAAGUGGCGUAGAGGAUGAAGACGAUGUAUUCGGGCCAUCUAAUUUGAAUGAAAUCUUGAAAAAUUAUCGUGAUCGAGCUGAAGAAAGACGGAAAGGUAUUGGAAAAGAUGAUAUUGUCGAUGAUCUUCAAGUAAACAAUGGUUAUCGAGCAGUGCCUGGAGAUGUGAGAGCGACGGCUGAUGCAGCUCAGCGUCGUAAACAGGCUAUUCAGGAAAGUAAGUAUCUUGGUGGCGAUAUGGAACAUACUCAUUUAGUAAAAGGUUUAGACUAUUCUUUAUUGCAUAAAGUUCGUUCGGAAAUAGCUAUGAGAGAGCAGAAGAAUGAAGAAGUUUUGGAGUCCCAGUGUAAUAAGGAUAGCCAAAAAGGUGAACCACAGUCAGAUAAUAGAAUGGUUCGAAACAUUCAUCGAGUUUUGUUUCAGAAUGAGAUUCCAGCCUGUAAUGAAUUGUUUAGAAAGGGACGUAUGGCUUAUGUUGUCGAUUUAGAAGAAGAAGAUAACGAUUUGCCAACCACUUUGUUACGCUCUGUUCAUGAUUGUCCAGCAACAGAAAGCAGUAGUGAUAUCAACGCCAACAAUAUGCUAAUUCAGAAACUCACUCAAGUUUUGUCAUACUUACGUGCGAGCGCGCAGAAAAAAAAGAAAAAAGUAGAGAAUGCAAAUGAGGAGCAUGUCAAGUUAGCCUCACAGCCAAUAUUUGACGAUGAAAGAGAUUUAGCUACAUCUAAAAAUGAUCGAGAACGAGAACGACGUGAUCGUGAUCGAAGACGUCCCAAACCUUCUUCAUACUUCGAUGAUCGUGAAUCAGAUCGUGAUAGAGAUAGAAAUCGUGAGCGAGACAGAAAUCAUUACGAACGAAGUAAAGAUCGUAGGCGAGAUGACGAAAGACGUACUGAGCGUCGUGAAGAAACAACAAAAUCGGUGGAAAAUGAUGCAAAUUCAGAAAAAAAGAUGAAGUUUCGUAUGGAAACAGAAGGUUAUGCAGAGUGCUAUCCUGGUGGCAUGUAUGAAGCAGCUGGAGAAAGCGAUGACGAAGCUGAUUAUUCUAAAAUGGAUAUGGGGAACAGACGAGGUCCAGUAAAACGUUGGGAUUUUGAAGACCACGAAGACUAUGAAAAAUACAUGGAAUCAAAAGAAGCUAUGCCAAAGGCAGCGUACCAAUUUGGAUUGAAAACUAAUGAUGGACGAAAAACUAGAAAGAGUGUCCCAGAUCGAGAGAAACAUAAACUGGAUCGGGAAUUUUCUGAAAUAACCAAAAUGCUUGAAAAACGAAAAAUGGAAGGCCAGAUGUCUGAUGUUGCAAAGCGAAUCAAAUAUUAA
Thelazia callipaeda (thelaziosis nematode) is the source of this 1554-nucleotide messenger RNA. The record is from the annotation of a GenBank genome assembly. Lineage: Eukaryota; Metazoa; Nematoda; Chromadorea; Rhabditida; Thelaziidae.